AUGCGGGAAAUUUCCUCGCUACUGGACGCGUUCUAUGCUGUCAUCGCUCUGUACCCGUCCAGCUCCGCCGCGGAGGCUGACCAGCCGUGCCUUGCGCAACCGCGCCUGAAGAAUAGGAUUCGAGCGAUGUGCCUGUGGUACAACACGGCGCUGCACAUGCGGCUGAAGAUGGUGUCGCUGCGGCGCAUGCUGCGCAGCUCGCGCGCCGCCGCUCGCAGCGCAGCGUCGCAGCGCGCGGGUAAAUCGUCUGAGAAUCACCGGGCGAGCCAAGUGCGCUUCGAUCUCAGUAGCACUCCUACAGACUCCACCAGCAGCGAUGCAAGUGUGCACUCAGAUACUGCCAGGCCUGCGGACAUCAGGUCUGCAGACACCAGUCCUGCGAACAAGAACCAUAGUCCCAUUGACGGCCUGCCUCUGGAAGAAAAACAAGAGCCAACCGACGUCGUGGACGGAAAGGAGACAGCGAAAGACGGCAGUGAUAAACAUAAUAAGUGUGAAGAAGAACACAACAAUUGCCAAGAACGAGAGGAUGUGGUGGACAGUGGAAUCGAUAGUAGAUCUGAGUGCUUGGGUGACUGCACCCCCGAGAUCAUAGUAACCGAGGCCAGGAACUUGAAUGUGCGUGAGGCUGGUGAGACUGGUGACGUUGCUGAGGCUGAUGGAGAUGAUGACCCUUUGCGGCUGGGCGCAUUGCACGAGCUGGCGCAGUUGCGCCUUCUGGGCAACACCGACGUGCCGCUCUACAGGGACUACCACUAUGAAAUGCUGAAGACGCAAGGUGUGCGACGUUGCAUGACCUUCAUCCAAAAGAUCUGUUAUAACAUGUUGCGCAAGGUGUACCUCACGCUGCUCGACCCCGAGGAGGCUGAAACGGAUCCUUCAAAUGAAGACGCCUCAAUGGAAUCUUUACUCAACACAAAAAGUGAUUUCAAUGAGAAGACUGAGAAUAAACCAGACCAAAUUGACGAGAACUCUUACGAACUCCGCAGGUAUGGGUGCCGGUGCCGCGAGAGCGUGGACAUGCGGCUGCCGUCGUACCGCAGCCACUUCGUGCUGCUGAGCAGCAUGUGCAUGGAGGCCGUGCACGACUACCUUGCGCUGCGCCUGGAGGCUCGCCCCGCGCACCCCUCCAGCCUCACCGUCAAGCAGCUAAUUCACGAGCUAAAGGAAGGUCUGGACAUCGCGACUGAGAUCCGGUGCGCGUUCGUGCGGUACGCGGCGGCAGCGCUGCGCGGGGAGCGCGGGGAGCGCGGGGGGCGCGCCUGCCUGCUGCAGCUGCUGCGCACCUUCGACAGCACCGUCGCCACCGCGCUGCAGCAAUAUCUGUCGUACCUGAGCACGAUGUCGGAGACGGAGUCGCUGCCGCGCGCCGCGCUGGCCGCCGAGUGGGCCUUCACCGCGCGCCUCGCCGCCCGCGCGCCCCGCGUCUCCGCGCGCGCGCCCGCCGCCUUCGUUGACAUCGCCUGCAAACAAUUACAGCGGCUGGUGCAACGUUUUGACGAAAAGUUCGCCAGCCUCAUGGAAGUCGAGGUUCCUAACGAUAAAGAAGAAUCGAGGUACGUGGUGUACGCGUUGUGCCGCGGCGCGCAGCAAGUGUACGCGAACGAGCGCGAGGCGGCGCUGCAGGCGGCGCAGGCCGCGCGUGCGCUCGCCGCGCGCCUGCACCCGCGCCGCGCUAGACUGCGCACGCUGCUCUGUGAAAAUUUGAUGUGCCUGUGCAAGUGCGUGGUGCGGCACACGGAGCACAUCUUGGAGCGCAGUCGGCUGCCGGACGAGUCGCGUGCGGAGGGGCGGGGGGAGAGGGCGCGCGAGCUCGCCGACAGCAUGGCGGCGCGAGUGCGCGAGCUGCUGCUGCAGGCCUACAAGCUCGGCUUCGAGGUGCGCACGCACACGCACACGCACACGCACUCGCGUGCGCAUGCACACUAA
Molecule: messenger RNA, 1929 nt
Organism: Parnassius mnemosyne (clouded apollo)
Lineage: Eukaryota; Metazoa; Arthropoda; Insecta; Lepidoptera; Papilionidae
Source: the annotation of a GenBank genome assembly